Talaromyces proteolyticus is the source of this 1051-nucleotide messenger RNA. RefSeq lists its product as uncharacterized. Gene Ontology annotation, cellular component: signal peptidase complex; membrane. The transcript has 4 exons. Gene Ontology annotation, molecular function: serine-type endopeptidase activity. Lineage: Eukaryota; Fungi; Ascomycota; Eurotiomycetes; Eurotiales; Trichocomaceae. The record is from RefSeq and is a predicted model, not a curated record. The coding region runs from base 267 to 851 and encodes 194 amino acids.
GGCCAUUGCAUAGAGAAGCUCUCGUAGGCUGACUUAAUUGGCUGACUCCGGCCAAGUGGAGCGCCGGAGCUUCGCUGGUUCGCCGCAAGGGAAGGGACACCUCUCAACUUUGCAUGUUGUUUAUCACAUCCAGUCACCCAGCAGCAACCAGUGCCUUGCUAUUACUUCUAGGAAUAUAUAUUCGUCACUGUGAACACAUUAAUCGCCUGCAAAUAUUGUGAGAAUAUCGCCAUUCUGACGAGACCGUCCACGAAUUCUCCCUCACCAUGCUGUCAGCUCUCGGCGGUAACCUGUCCAAUGCGCGACAAUCGCUCGCCCAAGUCCUGAACUUCGCACUAGUUCUCUCUACGGCGUUCAUGCUAUGGAAGGGAUUAUCGAUAGCGACAAACUCCAGUAGCCCCAUUGUGGUGGUUUUGUCCGGGUCUAUGGAGCCCGCUUUUCAACGUGGAGAUUUGCUAUUUCUUUGGAACAGAAGUGAACGGGCAGAGGUUGGGGAGAUCGUAGUAUACAAUGUGAAGGGCAAAGAUAUCCCAAUUGUGCAUCGCGUUGUUCGAUCGUUCACAGAGGAGGACCUUAAGUUGAAGACCAAGAAGGCUCGUUCUGAACCCAAAACCAUCACCGUCACGCCGUCGCAAAAACUGCUCACCAAGGGAGACAACAACCCGGCCGAUGACACCGAGCUAUAUGCCCGUGGACAGGACUACCUCGAUCGCCAGGAAGAUAUCGUAGGCAGUGUACGGGGCUAUGUACCCGGAGUUGGAUAUGUGACCAUCAUGCUCAGCGAGCACCCGUGGUUGAAAACAGUACUUCUGGGUGUCAUGGGAUUGAUGGUCAUAUUACAGCGCGAAUAAUGUGUGAGAUAACGGAUUGUGUUGUUCUUGGACUGUAUAAAAAAUCAAAUCUAUUAGCGAGUUCCCACAUUGUGUUGUAUUUGUAGCGUAUGUGUAAAGUUCUAGUGCGACAGUAUUGUUGUAUGAGGCAACCAGAAAUGGCAGUUACCCACCUGACUCACGAUUCGGGCGCCGCGCUCUGCUCUCCUUCUUUUUCCUCC